Molecule: messenger RNA, 780 nt
Organism: Exophiala spinifera
Lineage: Eukaryota; Fungi; Ascomycota; Eurotiomycetes; Chaetothyriales; Herpotrichiellaceae
Exons: 3
Coding region: 1-780 (259 amino acids)
Biological process (GO): sterol metabolic process
Cellular component (GO): membrane; endoplasmic reticulum
Molecular function (GO): cholestenol delta-isomerase activity
Source: RefSeq, a predicted model, not a curated record
AUGGCGGACGCAUUGGCUGGUGCUGUGCCGCCCCCUUUCACGCUGGACAGCGGAACCGCCAUCUCUCUGGGUAUCGCCUUCGCACUGAUGCCCCUGGCUCAAGGUCUGGCUGCUACUUUCCUGCCUCCAGCAACACCCAGGAAGCACUACUGGCUUUUCCUGUGGCAUGCAUACGAUUUCCUCACCCAUUUCAUCAUCGAAGGGAGCUUUCUCUACCACUGCUUUUUCUCCUACAUCGAAUUGGCCGCGAAAGAAGGUGCAGAGUCGUCAAGAGGAGGCAGCAACAUCCCAGUACUGUUCGACCGGCCAGAUCGCCAGUAUGGAGCUCUGUCUUCGUCUGGCCCCAUGGCGAGACUGUGGGCGGAAUACGCAAAGGCAGACUCGCGAUGGGGAGGUGCAGACUUGAUGGUCAUUUCUGUCGAGCUUGUCACUGUACUCCUCGAUGGGCCAGGGGCAGUGUAUAUUUGCUAUCUAAUCUCCAAGAUUGCGAACCUGAAAGAUCCUGCACUGCAAGGCCAAUACCUGUCCCGCCUCUGGUUUGUUGCGAUUGUGGUCGCAACCCUCGAAUUGGUGGGCGGGUGGUAUACUUUUGCACCUGAAUGGCUCAGUGGGAAUCACAGCUUAGCUGGGGAUGACCCAGUGUACUUGUGGCUGUACCUUGUAUUUUUCAACACGCUCUGGGUCUUUAUACCAUGCUGGGUGCUAUUUCUGGCCUACAGCGAACUUUGCAAGGCUUUUACUGAAACCAACAGUGUCACAUCAGCCAAAAAGCUCAAAUAG